UCUCCUUAGGGCAGGGUGACGGAUGAUGCCGAAAUUAUUUCAAUAGAAUUCUGGUGUCCUGAAGUCGCAACGCAUUUUUUGCUGAUUUCAACGGUUGUCCACUUUAACGCGGACAGAUUGUGUAACUGAGACGUGAGACGAAAGUGCUCCUGCGAAGGCUGGGUUAGAUUUCAAUAUGUCCACUCUCAAGGAACGUAUUGCUGCGCUGCAAGCCAACAGUGGACUUACACCUCCUGGGAACGGGUCGUCACGGUCUUCGACUCCGUCUCCAGGCCCGCAGCGCUCGCCGUCGGAAAAGGUGCCUGCGAAUCGCUUGAGCGACAAAAUAGCGCGUUUCGACAAACUUGGCGGGGCGCCUGUGCCGAGAAGUGGCUUUGGAUUAGGAUCUCCGCCCCCUCCCGUGUCAAUUCCCCGAAAUACGAGUCAUUCAAGCGAUUUAUGGAGCAAACAGUUAGCUACUGAUGCCAAGCUGACUCGGAGCACAUCAAACCGCUUUUCAAGGGAACCAUCUGAAGAACAACCCACUUCUCCGACUGAGCCGCGUCCCUUUGAAACGAUAAAAGCUCGUCCACCGUCGGUUCUCUCCGCACGUAGUCAUUUGGAACGCGGACUGAUAUCUCCUCAAAUAACUGGAGAACCACUUGGUCUCCCAAGGAGAUCACAAUCGUUGCGCCCUGAAUCCCCUACACCAUUGCCCAAAAGCCUAGUUUCUUCUGUUGAGGAACCUAUGGCUAUGCUGACGACCGCUGCCGUGUCUAACUUGCCAGCUUCUCCGACCCUGCGUUCGACGGAUGCCACGAGCUCAGUUGCUACUGAAAUAGACGUGUCAAGUGAGAGAGCGGGACUUACCCCCUUGACUACGCCUAACUUCUCGAGACCUGUGUCCGCUAUGUCGUCUCCAGCAAUUGAAGUUCCGCUGGCCCUUUCUUCUGUAACGUCUACUCGUGCGGUGUCGAGGAUCGCAUCCAGGGAUGUUGUAUCCUUAGAAAGCACUCCAAUGAAGGCUCGACCGGAGAGCUUGCCCCCCAAAGAUACACCUCCGAAGACCGAAUCGACCUCGCCGCCAGCGUCGAUAUCGUCUUCACCAGCACAACCCUUGAUACCUGCUCUGACAGGCACCUCCAUCGAAAGUGGGCCUCGGCCAUCCACACCUUCCUAUCUCGCGCAAGCGGCAGCGUAUUUUCCGCCUGCCCGAAAUCCAAACCGUCAGAGCUCCAUUUUCCAGGUUCCCUCUUCUAUACGCUCUCUUUCUCCAACUCCUCGCACUCCUCCCCGUGAACCGAGUAUUUUAUCCCUGACGUCGUCACGUUCUGCCGCCUCCGAAUCGCCGAAAAGGGCACCUUCGACCGCUAGCGCUGGACAAAAAGCAUCACCAGCAAACCCCAGCCUGGCUUUGACUCCCGAAUCGGAUUCGAUCCGGACGUCAGUGGAUACUGCUUAUUUCAGUGUAGCAGAAAAUGAGAAUGAGGAUUUUAUAUUUCUUGCUAGUGCAGUUGAUGAAGGUGAGCCCCGCAAUGCACAACUAGAUACGGAUAAUACCACGGCGGCCCCAAAAACGCCCACCUCCAGCACUAACAAUUUGAUCUCAUCUCAAGUGACAGUCGCUCGCACCUCAUCAAUCUCGACGCCAUCUCAACUGCAGCCUCCAAGGGUUUCUCCCCGUCCUCCACCUGAACCUUCCACUGCCAGCCGUGCCGCAUCUUUGAGCUCCAUUCAGGCCAAGCUUGGCCUCCUUCCCUCAGCCAAGAAAACAGCAGCAGGAGGAUCCAUAAGAAACUCUGGGUCCAGACGGAGAUCAGCCCUUCUAAUACCAGGCAAAUGGAUUGAGUCCGAUGACGAAGAUGAUUGUGACGAGGCCGAGGAGGGAGGGAUGGGAUGGGCCAGAAUUGUCGUUGCCGGUGGCCAGGCCAAGUGAUCUAUUUUCACAAUUCUCAAGAAAGAGUCAUAUCGAUUGGCCGGGGUGUUUAGUUUUACUGAUUGAAGAUUGGAUUUUGGGAUACACCGACUUUCUUACGCUACCCCUUUCUGCUUUAUUUUGUCCAUCUUGAUUUUCAGAUAGUGCAUUAUAUGACCGGUUUUACGGGAUUGGAAUACAUUAAUGUCGAAUCGUC
Cantharellus anzutake is the source of this 2111-nucleotide messenger RNA. RefSeq lists its product as uncharacterized. The record is from RefSeq and is a predicted model, not a curated record. The coding region runs from base 176 to 1915 and encodes 579 amino acids. Lineage: Eukaryota; Fungi; Basidiomycota; Agaricomycetes; Cantharellales; Hydnaceae. The transcript has 3 exons.